Molecule: messenger RNA, 362 nt
Organism: Staurois parvus
Lineage: Eukaryota; Metazoa; Chordata; Amphibia; Anura; Ranidae
Source: the annotation of a GenBank genome assembly
AAUGCAGGGUCCUGGGAGACCAGAUAUAGUGAAUGCAGGGUCCUGGGAGACCAGAUAUAGUGAAUGCAGGGUCCGGGGAGACCAGAUAUAGUGAAUGCAGGGUCCGGGGAGACCAGAUAUAGUGAAUGCAGGCUCCGGGUGAGACCAGAUAUAGUGAAUGCAGGGUCCGGGGAGACCAGAUAUAGUGAAUGCAGGGUCCUGGGAGACCAGAUAUAGUGAAUGCAGGGUCCGGGGAGACCAGAUAUAGUGAAUGCAGGGUCCGGGGAGACCAGAUAUAGUGAAUGCAGGGUCCGGGGAGACCAGAUAUAGUGAAUGCAGGGGUCCGGGGAGACCGGAUAUAGUGAAUGCAGGGUCCGGGGAGA